AUGAACCGACGAAUGCUCACCAAGGAGGAGGAGGGUGCUGGCGACGAGGUCGAGGUCCGUCGCGAAGACCAGGACAAGAUCAACAAGUUCAGCCGGUUGCACCAGAAGGAAUUGAAGAUUCAGGAGGCGCUGAAUAUCAAGAGCAAAGAGAAAGAAGAGCUCGACGAUAUCACGACGGAGCUGGAAUUGGCAGACGAGGAUGACCUCGUACCAUACAAGAUCGGCGACGCCUUCUUCCACGUGUCCCUCGAGCAAGCACAAGAGAUGCUUGCCACGUCAACUUCGAACAUCGAGGAGGAGGUUUCGGCCCUGGAAGACAGGAUGGGCACCGUCAAGGACGAGAUGACACAGCUCAAGGUCGAACUAUACGCCAGAUUCGGUCGCAGUAUCAACCUCGAAACAUAA
Pestalotiopsis fici W106-1 is the source of this 405-nucleotide messenger RNA. RefSeq lists its product as uncharacterized. NCBI's taxonomy places the organism in Eukaryota, Fungi, Ascomycota, Sordariomycetes, Amphisphaeriales, Sporocadaceae. Bases 1 to 405 code for a protein of 134 amino acids. Gene Ontology annotation, cellular component: prefoldin complex; cytoplasm. The record is from RefSeq and is a predicted model, not a curated record. The transcript is spliced from 4 exons. Gene Ontology annotation, biological process: protein folding.